Felis catus (domestic cat) is the source of this 4590-nucleotide messenger RNA. It is a transcript of the gene STAM2, whose product is annotated as signal transducing adaptor molecule 2. The transcript is spliced from 15 exons. The record is from RefSeq and is a predicted model, not a curated record. Lineage: Eukaryota; Metazoa; Chordata; Mammalia; Carnivora; Felidae. Gene Ontology annotation, molecular function: ubiquitin binding; phosphatidylinositol binding. Gene Ontology annotation, cellular component: endocytic vesicle. Bases 291 to 1781 code for a protein of 496 amino acids. Gene Ontology annotation, biological process: signal transduction.
GUCUAGGAAGCGGCAGCCGCGGGUCACCCAGCUCGGAGCAGCCGCCGAGCCUCGGCCAGACCACAGCGUUUAGGGCUCGGGCACCGGCAAGAUGUCUCUGUUCACUGCAAACCCCUUCGAGCAAGACGUGGAAUAAGAAAAGAACAAAGACAAGAAAUGAAUAGAUGGACCCGUGAACAGAAUGAAAUCCGAAUGAAAUUACAUCUAGUUUCCCCUGGAAGUCAACUGUGAAGCACUAAGCAGAAAAAGCCACAAAUGAGUACAACACUACAGAAGAUUGGAGUCUUAUUAUGGACAUAUGUGACAAAGUUGGGAGCACUCCUAAUGGAGCAAAAGAUUGCCUAAAAGCCAUAAUGAAAAGGGUAAAUCAUAAGGUUCCUCAUGUUGCUCUGCAGGCGUUAACUCUUCUUGGGGCUUGUGUGGCAAACUGUGGAAAGAUAUUUCAUUUAGAAGUAUGUUCCCGUGAUUUUGCAACAGAAGUACGUGCUGUGAUAAAAAAUAAGGCUCAUCCUAAAGUGUGUGAAAAACUGAAAUCUUUAAUGGUGGAGUGGUCAGAAGAAUUUCAGAAGGAUCCUCAGUUUAGUCUAAUAUCUGCAACUAUUAAAUCUAUGAAAGAAGAAGGAAUUACUUUUCCUCCAGCAGGUUCUCAGACUGUCUCAGCUGCUGCCAAGAAUGGUACAUCAUCGAACAAAAACAAAGAAGAUGAAGACAUAGCUAAAGCUAUUGAAUUAUCAUUACAAGAGCAGAAGCAGCAGCACACAGAAACGAAAUCCUUAUAUCCAUCUGCAGAAAUUCAGUUAAAUAAUAAAGUUGCAAGGAAAGUGAGAGCUUUAUACGAUUUUGAAGCCGUUGAGGACAAUGAACUUACUUUUAAACACGGUGAAAUUAUUAUUGUUUUGGAUGACAGUGAUGCCAAUUGGUGGAAAGGAGAAAAUCACAGAGGAACAGGACUCUUCCCAUCUAAUUUUGUAACAACUAAUUUAAACAUAGAGUCUGAGGCAGCAGCUGUGGACAAAUUGAAUGUAAUUGAUGAGGAGGAGGAGGAAAUUAAGAAAUCAGAGCCUGAGCCUGUUUAUAUAGAUGAGGAUAAGAUGGAUAGAGCCCUGCAGGUACUCCAGAGUAUAGAUCCAACAGAUUCAAAACCAGACUCCCAAGACCUCUUGGAUUUAGAAGAUAUCUGCCAACAGAUGGGUCCAAUGAUAGAUGAAAAACUUGAAGAGAUUGAUCGGAAGCAUUCAGAAUUGUCUGAAUUGAAUGUAAAAGUCUUGGAAGCCCUGGAACUAUAUAACAGGUUGGUGAAUGAAGCACCAGUAUAUCCAGUCUAUUCAAAGCUCCAUCCUCCAGCACAUUACCCACCUUCAUCAGCUGGGGUUCCAAUGCAGACAUACCCAGUUCAAUCGCAUGGUGGAAACUAUAUGGGUCAAAGCCUUCACCAAGUCACUGUGGCCCAAAGCUACAGCCUAGGACCAGAUCAGAUUGGUCCACUGAGAUCUCUGCCUCCAAAUGUAAAUUCCUCAGUGACAACACAGCCUGCACAGACUCCAUAUUUAAGCGCUGGACAAGACACUGUUUCCAACCCUACUUACAUGAACCAGAACUCUAACCUUCAAUCAGCUGCUGGUACAGCUGCUUACACGCAGCAGAUGGGGAUGUCUGUGGAUAUGUCAUCGUACCGGAACGCUACUUCCAAUUUGCCGCAACUGGCAGGCUUUCCGGUGGCGGCUCCCGCUCAUUCAGUUGCACAGCAGCAAACAAAUUACCAUCAGCAGCCUCUUCUUUAGAACAAAGCAAGCAUUUUCUCCAAAGCCUUCAUAUGUGUGUUACUUGACCCCAGUGAUUCAAAUCUGAAAAUAUUUAAAAAAUAGUUUUUCUCAACUCAAAAGAACCAUGAAUAAGUAAAGCACAAAAACUUACCUUACUCUGCUAGGCCAUGAAAGGAUUUUUUCAGCCCAAUUUGUUUGAAGUCAACUUUUGAUGAGAGGCAGCUUCAGGUAGCUUCCAGUUAAUCCUGUCUUCCUUUCAGAUCUCUCUACACAAAUCUGGACACCCAAUCAGUAGCCUUAUGACACUAAACAGCAGGAGAUAAAAUUUUACUUUAAAGAAACCAUUAAUCCUUAAAAUGUCAUGAUAAUUGGGAGCGCACUCAAACCUUUGAAUAUUUUUUUUGUCUGCAUGUUUUUUCAGUAUUCCCCACAAACCAUUAUUUUAAAAGGCGAACUUCCUUUUGGGUGAGCAUUUAGCUUGCCAACAUAUUUCCCUUGGCUCCUUAAAUUGCGGUUCUGUUUGCAGUCCUGUCAGUUUUGCUCUCCGGUUAUGUUGAAUAAUAAUUAGCAUAUAAUUGUCGACAGAAGCAAGAGCAGUUUGGAAGGAACAAAGAUGUUUUCUGUAGUUAACAGUGAAGACCAUAUAAAUGCAGAUAUAUGAUAAAGCAUUUAGCUAGUCCCCAGUCCUGCCAGCAGUGAGCUGAGGAAUGCCCCAUUCCCUGCAGAUAAACAUUUCUUUUCUAACAAGGCUCCCUUGUACUUAGAAUUGCCACUAAUGACCUUUUAAAGUGACGUUGGCCAUCCUCUAAUAAGUGUGGUGUGUGCAGAGAUGCUGCAUUUUCUUUUUACGGAUUACAUGUGAAUUUGAGCCAUGAGACAUUCCUAGUAAUUUGAUGUGCUAUAUCCCAAGCAUGAAUAAUAAGUGUUCUUAUUGCUGUGUUGUUUCUUUAAAGAGGCAAUUGAAGUACCAUUGCUAUGCCAGGCUGUUGAAAAAUUUGGCCAUUCCUUUCAGAGAUAAUUCUGAGCCUGUGGGAUAAUAGCAGGCAAUAGGUUGAUAGGGAAGCUAUCAAGACAGUUUUUCUGAAGCCUACAUUUUAUAAAUUAGUUUAUAGUGCUAAUAGAUUCCACAUACUGUAGGAGUUAGGUAGUAAACCAGUAGGGAAUGUUUUCUCCUAAAAAUUCAUACACUACUGCAUCAUCUACCACUUUUUAGACAAUGGAAUAGAAGAUGGUGAAUACAUAUGCUUACAGGUACUUGGUACUUAGACUGGGAAAACAAAGGACAGAAGUGGUUACUUGCCUGGAGGCAAGAUUUCUAAAUUGUUUUUUUAAAGAAAGCCCUUAAUCUUUCUGCCAAGGAUCCAUUUGAAGACAGUGUGCUGGAAAUUUUUAUCAUUUAUCUAUUUACAGAAAUUUAAUGAUAAGUAUGUUCUUUUUUCAAAGAAACUGUCCGAAAAUAAAAGUCUACAUACUACUUGGUCUACAUUUAAAGGAAAAAACAAGCAGUAUUUGAAAGCCUAAUUUCUGUCAUUGUCUCAUUUCAGAUAGAAGUAGCUGAAAAAGUUUUAACCUUGAGUAUGUCACGUUCUUUUUUUCAUCCAGUAUUUUUCUUCCAUGUGAAUUCGUUUAUACACUUAUAAAAAAACUUCUAAAAUGGCACCUUAUUUUUUUGGAAACGAAACUUCUAUUCUUUAAAGAAAAAACAUAAAAAGCAUUUACGAAGCUGCUCUUGAUAAUAGUUCAUGUUUGCAUAUAUAUCGAAAAUCUUAACGUUUUUUCCUCCUAAACAGUAUUUAAUAAAGUUAUUUUAAUGUUUCUGUAAAUAUUUCAUGUAUAAUUGUGUUCUGAAUUGUAAAAGCUUAAUUCCGCUUAAGUCUUUGAACUAGGGGAAAUAUGGCACACCCACUAAAUUGGGAUCAGCCAAUUAAGUUCACCAAAUGUAGUUUUGGAAUAACAUAACAGGUGACAUGUAUAUAAAUACUGUAUAUUGGCAUUUAUCUGUGAAAUUUUAUACAUCCAGAAGUUUCUUCUCCCUCUUAAAUUAAAAACAAUUUUAUUUUGGCCAUACUGUAAUGAAUUUUGUGUUGCAGGUUGUUGAUAGUAUAAAAUGUUACUAAAUCUGUGUACUAAGAUGAUAUUUUUGGUGUUAAUAGGAAAUAACAGGGUUAUUUUUCUUUCUUUUCCAUGAUCUUAUGGGUUAUAUUUAUUUUAAGAUCUCUUUAUAAUUAAAUGUUUUCUGCCAAAGGAAUUGUCUAAUACCAGAUUUCUACAUUGGGUUCAUACUUGCUGUUUUAUAAAAAAAUAAAAACAACUUCUGCAUUUUCAUAUGAAAUCUUGGUACAUUAGAAAAAAUUUCUGAAACUUUAUAAUAAAAUCACUUUUCAUCAAUGUAGAAUUUCCCUUGGGUGUUAAAAUAUAUGGAGUGUUGGGAUAUAUAAAAUAGUUUGGAAAAUGUACAGUCUACCAACAUUGUCUUGUAAUUUGGUAAUUUACAAAAUUACCUGAAUAUUAAAUAAUUACAAUAUUUAUCAAUUAGGAUUUUAAAUUAUUUGCAGAUACAUUGUCAUCUGAUUCUAUUUCAAGUAGUUGAUAAGUUGACCACAUAACAAAUUUCACUACAUUUUGAAGAUGAUUAUAAAGUUUCACCUUCCAAAAUUUUUAAAAAUUUAUUUUGAAUAUUAGAAAUAUUAUGGCUUAGAUCUUUUAAAAAGUUUUCAUUGUAAAAAUCAUAAGUGUCUGGUCUCUUCUAGGAGAGGAUUUAUUGAACUGUUAUGAGAAAGCUCAAGUUAUUUUUGUAAGUAAUAAAUUAUAAAUAAUAGAGCACCAA